Molecule: messenger RNA, 9486 nt
Organism: Talaromyces rugulosus
Lineage: Eukaryota; Fungi; Ascomycota; Eurotiomycetes; Eurotiales; Trichocomaceae
Exons: 3
Coding region: 1-9486 (3161 amino acids)
Biological process (GO): late endosome to vacuole transport; mitochondrion organization; protein targeting to vacuole
Cellular component (GO): extrinsic component of membrane
Source: RefSeq, a predicted model, not a curated record
AUGCUCGAAGGCGUGGUUGCAAACCUGCUCAACAGGUUUUUGGGCAUGUACGUCAAGAACUUCGAUGCAAAACAACUUAAUAUAGGCAUUUGGUCAGGCGAUGUCAAGCUUCAUAACCUCGAAUUGCGUCGCGAGGCACUCGACCAACUUCACCUACCUCUCAACGUCGUGGAAGGCCACCUUGGCCAGCUGACUUUAUCUAUCCCGUGGUCGAAUUUGCGAGGAAAGCCGGUUAGGGUGGAUAUCGAAGAUGUUUUCCUUCUUGCAGCACCUAGAGAAAAUAGUGACUACAACCCAGAGGAAGAAGAGAGGAGGGCCCAUGUCAUCAAGAUUGAUAAACUAGAAAGCGCAGAGAUCCUUCGCGAGCGUAACACAGAUGGCAUGUCGCAAGAGGAACAGAGGCGCAACCAGAGCUUCACAGAAAGCUUCAUGACUGCCAUUGUCGACAAUCUUCAAAUUUCCAUCAAGAAUGUUCAUGUCCGAUACGAAGAUUCUAUCGCCUCUCCCGGCCAUCCGUUUGCCGUUGGUAUUACAUUGAAGGAACUUAGUGCAGUAAGCACCGACUCAGCCUGGCGCCCGACUUUCAUCCAAUCUACGUCGGGAAAUACACACAAACUGGCGGUCCUUGGCGCUCUCGCUGUCUAUUGGAACACCGACACUGAAUUAAUGGGGACUGGCAGUGGCGCUGAUUUCGGCGCACAAGCACAGGGCAUAGAACAUGGCGAGCUCAUGUCAAGACUCAAACAAGGCAUCGACCUUGACGAAAAUAACCAGUACAUUCUUCGCCCUGUCAGUGGGCGUGCUGGUCUCGAAAUGGACAAAACAGGGAAGCUCGAUCGACCAAGGAUGAAAACACGACUUCUGUUCAACGAACUAGGCUUUGUUUUAGACAGUGACCAAUACCGAGACACGCUAAUGCUUGUGGAUCUAUUUCACUAUUUCUUACGCCAUCAGGAAUAUAAGAAACUUCAACCCUCGACAACUCCGAAAGAGGAUCCGCGAGCCUGGUUUCGCUUUGCGGGAAAUGCAAUAUUGUCAAAGAUCCAUGACAGGAAUCGACGCUGGACCUGGGCAUAUAUUAAAGAGCGAAGAGACGACCGACUUUCAUAUAUUGAUCUUUUCAAAAAGAGGAAAAGGGAGGAAGCACUUUCGCCUGAUCAAUCCACCGAGUUGGAUGCAUUGGAAAGAAAAUACACAUACGAAGAUCUCCGGUUCUGGCGAUCUUUAGCCCGGAACCAAUUAAGAAAAGAGAAUGUGGGAGUCAAGAAGCCUCAACAGACGCAAACAUGGGGCGAAUGGGUAUGGGGCUCUAAGAAAGCAGAGGAUGAACCGGAAGCAAUGACAGAAGAGCAACGCCAAGAGCUAUACAAUGCUAUUGACUGGGAUGAGAAAAAGGCUUUGGCUGAGAGUGUCGAUCUCCCUCGGGAAUCUGUCAAAUUACAAGUCAAUUCGAGCCUUAGAGCUGGUAGUUUGACCUUGAAGCGUGAUCCGCAUGGAGAAGCAACCGAAGUUAUGAAGCUAGUUUUCGACAACUUCAAAGCAAAAGCACUACAACGGCCCGAUUCGUUUUUCCUUGCCUUGGAUCUCGGAGGUUUAAGAGUUUAUGAUGGAACCACCAAAGGCAGCAUCUUCCCUCAGAUCGUGCGUGUCAAAGACGCAGGGGACCAUGAUGGUGAUGCGGAUUCGAUUAAAUCACAAAAUCUUGACGCCGAAGAGGAUUCAGAUGAAACAGUAGUAGAAAACAGCCUGUUCCAUCUUCAACUUGAGCAGAACCCCCUUGAAAGCGACGCCGAUACUGCCGUUAAAGUGAGGCUAAAGAGUUUCGAAGUUAUUUAUAACCCGACGUUUGUUGUCGAGGUUGCACGUUUCUUCAAACCCCCAGAAAGGCACAUGGAAUCACUUGGGGCUCUUCUUGAUUCUGCCGGUGCUACUGUCCAAGAGAUCAGACAGCAGACCCGGGCUGGACUGGAGUAUGCCCUUCAGGAACACAAAAAAGUAGAUGCUCAAUUCGAUCUACAGGCACCCCUUAUCAUCGUCCCUGAGAGUAUCACAAAGGAAAGUUCAUUAUGCUUAAUCCUGGACGCCGGUCAUAUCAGCGUCAACAGCGAGCUAGUGAACCGAGAAACAAUGACGGAUUUGCAAUCGAAACAAAAACGGCAAUACGACGAAGAAGAUUAUCGUCAUCUCGAGGAUCUUCUUUACGACAAGUUCUUAAUCAAACUCGACUCGACUCAGGUGCUCAUAGGUCCUGGAAUUGAAGCUACCAAGUCACAGCUUAGCACCAACGACCCUACGAAAGACCUCCACAUCAUUGAUCGAAUAAAUGUUGAUUUUGUCCUCGAGUUUUGUAUUGUUCCCAAAUCUACAGACUUAACGAGGACUCGGGUUUCGGGUCAUUUACCGGAAUUGCAUGCCUCUAUGUCUGAUAAAAAGUACAAGAACCUGAUGAAGCUCAUCGAUAUAUCUAUACCCAGGUUUGAAGAAGCAACCGAUCAGCCGCCUUCUAAGCGCAUAACCCCUGCCGACAAUGCUCCUGAUAAAGCUGCUCCGAACAGGGCACGAUCAGCCUCAUUCCAGCCAUCUACUGCCCGAGAAAUUCCUUUGGUUGACGACGAAUCUGAUACGGAAGAUUCAGACAAGGUUACAGUCACAGACAACAAAGAACAGACGGUUGCCUUACAUCAACGCGACUUUGAGUUCAAAUUUACAGUGGGCACGUUGCGUGGUUCUCUGUUUAAAGCAGAUCCAAAAGAAGAAAAGCCAGAUCAACUGCUUGUCGAACUAAUCGCCGAAGGUUUUCAAUUGGAUUAUUAUUUGAGACCAUUCGACAUGGUAGCUGAAGUGACACUCAAGUCUCUUAGCGUAGACGAUUAUAUCGAAGAAAACCCAGCCCCAGAGUUCAAACAGAUCAUCUCAUCCAAAGGUUUUAAUGCCGAAGAAGAUAAGGACUUGUUCAAUCUCAAAUUCAUCCGUGUCAAACCCGAAUCCCCUGAAUUUAAAUCGACAUACGAGGAAGUUAACACGAACCUUGACAUCGCAGUGUCAACCAUCAACGUGGUUGUCACAAGGCGGACACUCCUGACGCUCCUGGACUUUGUCUUGAUCACCUUUACUAACCCUAAUCAACCCAAAGAAUUGGACCAGAGGGAAGAGAGCGCCAUCAAAGAUGUGGAGGAGGAGACGCCACAAGAAGUUGGGAAAAUUCGGAUCAAAUCGAACUUGAAGAGUAUAGCGUUAAUUCUCAAUAAUGAUGGAGUUAGACUUGCAACUCUGAGUCUCAAUACUGCCGACGUUGGUAUCUUCUUGGUCGGCAAGGCAAUGCAAAUACAGUCCAGAAUUGGAAGUUUGACAUUAAUCGACGAUGUGAAUGUCGGGGCAUCUGCAGAUUCAUCUCUUCGAAGGCUUCUCACUAUCGAGGGCGAGGAUUUUGCUGAUUUUAGAUAUCAGACAUUUGAUCCCGAGUCUUCAGAAUACCCCGGCUAUGAUUCAGAAGUGUUUUUGAGAUCAGGAUCGAUCAAGAUCCAAUUCUUAGAAGAACCGUAUCGGAAGAUUGUCAACUUCUUGGUGAAGUUCGGAAAAAUGCAGGCAAUUUUCAAUGCGGCGAGACAAGCAGCAGCCAACCAAGCAAAUCAAUUACAGGAGAACGCAUCGCGCAUGAGAUUAGACAUCGUUGUCCGAACACCUAUCGUUGUCUUCCCCAAACCUCUGGUAGAUAAUAGGCCACGAGACUCUAUCACCGCCGAGCUGGGUGAAAUUUACGCAAGCAAUACAUUUGUCCCCCUUGACGACCGUAAAGAUAGCCCGGCUGUCAACGUGAUCACCACUGGGAUUCGAAAUAUUCGUCUUAUAUCCGACUUCCACUUUGAAGAUGGGACACACGAACAGCUAGAGAUGAUACAGAAGGUCAAUCUUGACUUCAGCAUAUGCUAUCUUGAACACCAACAAGACCAGCCUCGUCCGGACAUCGAAGUGGAGGGCACAAUGUCUCCGAUCAAGCUUCGAAUAUCGCAAGCACAAUUCAAAUUCCUGCUAGAUAUUACAAAGACAGUGCCUACAGUGUUGACACCAGACAGCAAACAACAAGAGCUCGAAGCAAUGAAGUCUCUUCCUACGACAAGCACAGAACCCGUGACGCAGGAAUCCGGAAUCCAGACAGGACUUAAAAAGACGAUCCAAAGUCCUGAGAUCGAGAAAGACAAGGAAACUUGGGUUAAACUUGACAUGAUUUUCAAAGUCGAUAGCAUUGGCUUAGAGCUCCUCUUAGCCAAGGAGAAUAAGCCUGUUGGCCAGGUCGAGGAGGCAAGCUUAUCCAAAUUCUCGUUGAAUGAUACGAGGGUGAAACUGCGUAUGCUGAGUGAUGGAGCUCUGGAGUCGGAACUGUUAAUCCACUCUUUCUCUAUCAGGGAUAGCCGAUCACAGGAGACGAACAAGUUCAGAAAAAUCAUGUCUCUCAUCAAUACCGAUGUCCAGCAACAAUUUAUGGCCAGCGUCUCAAUGUCACCUGGGCCCAACAGACAUGUGAUUGCUAUGCUCACCAUUGACAGCCCGCGUAUAAUCCUUGCUUUUGACUACCUAAUCGCCUUGCAGUCUUUUGCAAGCGAGGCCUUCGCACAAGAAGCAGCACACGAAAUUGAGGAAGAUGUUGAAACACCAGAAGAACCAGAAACUGCUUCUAGUGCUUCGGGUGGCUACACAGCCACUGUCGGCCAAGUUCACGGCCCGGCUGCUGAGAAAGGCCAAAUGACUUUCUCAUUCAGAGCGGACAUUGUCGAUGCGCAAGUUAUCAUGAUCGCCAAUCCUACAAUCUCAAACACGGAAGCAAUUGUCCUAGGGACAAAACAAGUACUCUUCUCACACCAGAAUGUUUCCACACUUCAGAUCAAUAAAGUGGGCAUGUUCCUGUGCCGAAUGGACAAGUUUGAAACAAGCAGACUGCGAAUCCUUGACGACUUCACUCUAGAGUUGUCUAUUGACAGUCGCCCGCAGGACAAAGGAUCAGCUCUGACAAGCAUUGAUGUUCACGUGGAGCCUCUCGUUUUACGACUGUCAUUGCGUGAUAUUCUUCUCGCAACACAGAUCAUGAAUAAGGUUUCUGAAAUGCGAACAGGGCCGCCUGAAGAGGAAGGCAUUGAUGAACCGAAGAGGAUUAAGGAAGUCACGGGUGAAACCACAAAGUCCAAGAGACGCUCUAGUAAUCGGGGAAGGUCUUCAUCGGGCGUAACAGGGUCCAAAGCAGGUGGAAAUUUAAUUCCAGAGCAACGGCUCGAACCACAGCAGGUAGCAGUGAUCAAAAAGGAGGAACUUGGGGCGCAAAUAGAUGGCAUUAGAGUCAUUCUCAUUGGCGAUUUGCACGAAUUGCCCUUGCUCGACUGGAGCGUCAAGAAGUUUAAUGUCGAUGUACGGGACUGGUCCUCGACAUUAAAUGCUGAUACCACAUUUGAUACCUUUGUCAACGUGUACAACUUUUCAAAAUCAGCCUGGGAGCCGCUCGUUGAACCAUGGCAACUAGGGUUCCAUAUGGCAAAGGAAAUCAACCCCGACGUCUUGUCUAUUGAUGCCUAUUCGCACAAAAAUAUGGAAUUGACUAUUACUUCCGCGACUAUUGCUCUCGCCUCGAAGUCGUUCCAAUUCUUGAAGACCGACGAAGACGUGCUGUCUAAGCCCAGAGGUGCUGAUGCACCGUAUAAAAUCCGCAAUUACACUGGGUUUGACCUUCGAGUAUGGGCGGAUGUCGGUGCUGAAGAGAAUGGACCAGCUGCCAAACUCAGUGACGGAGAAGAAUGCCCUUGGCGUUUCGAAGACCCGACUACCAUGCGUGAAAACCUCACUCCCGAGGGCAACGCAGGCCUGGUUGGGGUUAAGCUUGACGGGAGUGGCUUCGACAGUAUCAGUCAUAUACCAGUUAUCAGGGAGGGAGAGACAUUGUUCAACCUCAAGCCCAAGAAAGACAAAGUGCUACACAAGCUGCUUGUCGAUGUGAAACUGGGAACCGACAAUGUAAAAUACGUUACCUUCCGCUCUCCUCUGCAGCUGGAAAACAACACCCAGAUUCCUGUUGAAAUGGGCAUAUUCAGCCCUGACGAUGGCCAUCUUCUCAAGAUUGAAAAGAUCCUACCAGGCGAUGCUCGUCCUGCACCAGUUGGCUCUGCAUAUCUGCAUCAAGUCGUUGUGCGCCCAGACCAAGGGUUUGGGUACGAUUGGUCGAACGAGCAAUUGUAUUGGAAGGAUCUAUUGCGCCGUCCGACAAGAACAAUCACUUGUGCGAGUGAAAGUGGGCAGCAAUCGCCACCAUUCUACUUUCAAUUGAAUGCUUCAUAUGACAAAAGAGAUCCUAUCAUCAAUGUUUACCCGCAUAUGAAAAUCCGGAUAUCCGCUCCGGUUGAAAUUCAGAACCUGUUGCCCUACGAUUUCAAGUAUCGUAUAUAUGACAAAAAUACCCGCAAAGACUGGACGAAUUUCUUGAGAAAAGGCGGAGUUAGCCCGGUGCAUGUCGUGGAGCUGUCUCACCUGUUACUACUCAGCAUUGACAUGCAGGACUCAGUCUUUAGACAGAGCGAAUUCGCUAUUAUUAAUGGCAGCGCUCAAGACUUCAGGCGUGAAGAAAGUCUCUCGCUGAAAGACGAGAACGGUGUACAACUGAAACUGAAACUACACUACUUCAAUGUCCCUGAUAGCGGGGGUGCUUUCAAAGUUAGCGUUUAUAGUCCAUAUUUGGUCCUGAACAAAACAGGUCUGAGCAUGGAAAUUCAAAGCAAAGCCUUUAUGCAGUCUGCAAGGUCUGCAGCUGGACAAGGAAUUAACGCCGAUGCAAGUGCAGGCCACGCGAAGCCUUACAUGUUCUCCUAUCCUACGGACGACCAGAAAAACCGAUCCAUCAUACGAAUUGGUGAUUCCCAGUGGAGUAAACCGCAGAGUUUCGACGCCAUUGGCAGUACCUUUGAGGUUGUUGUUCCGGCUAAAACGUCCCGAGCUGAAUUCCAUGCGGGAGUGUCAGUUAUCGAGGGCGAAGGCAAAUACAAGUUGACAAGAGUUGUCACCAUUACGCCUCGCUUUAUUCUCAAUAACAAGCUGAGCGAAGAUCUUCAGGUUAGGGAGCCCGGAACCUCUAAUGUUGUGACAAUGAAAGGAGGAGAUCUUGUUCCUCUUCAUUUCCUUCGCCAGGUUCCAGAGAAACAACUGUGUUUGUGUUUCCCAGGUGUCAACAACCAGUGGUCAUCUCCUUUCAACAUUGCGGACGUGGGAACAGCCCAUAUAAAGCUAGCCAAAGCUUCUCAACGCCAGAGACUUAUCAAAGCAGAGGUUGUGACAGAAAAUGCAACUAUAUUCAUUCAUUUCAGCAUGGAAACCAGGCAUUGGCCUUUCUCUAUGAGAAAUGAAAGUGACAUGGAGUUCAUUUUCUAUCAGUCAAACCCCAACGUCGAGGAAGAAGAAUAUGAUGAUUCGAAUAGCGGUUGGCGACCGAUACGUUACCGCCUGCCCCCUCGUUCCAUCAUGCCAUACGCCUGGGAUUAUCCUGCUGCAAAGACCAAAUCUCUUGUGCUGAAUUGCAAUGGAAAGGAAAGGCAUAUAAGAUUAGCUGAGAUUGGAAACCUUAUUCCGAUGCGAGUUCCCGUGCAGCCUAAUUCAAGCAGCCAAAAAAUCGUCGAUAUCAACAUUGUCGCCGAGGGACCUACGCAGACGCUUGCUCUUUCCAACUUCAAACCGUCUAAGAGUAUAUACAGACAACAAAAAGAACAAACAUCGCAAACUAGUCUUGCGACAGGUUUCGAAGUCAAAGUGGAAAACUCCGAUAUCACCUUCAAAGCACAGCUACGCCUAGGUGGCGUGGGUAUAUCAUUGAUUAACCAGACUAUGAAAGAGCUGCUAUACUGCACAUUCCGUGAAAUUGAGAUCAAACUGAACGAGUCCAAGGUUUAUCAAACACUAGACACCACUGUCAAGUGGAUUCAAAUUGAUAACCAGCUUUAUGGAGGAAUUUUCCCCAUUCUCCUUUAUCCUAGUGUGGUUCCUAAAACUGGAAAAGAAAUGGAAGCGCAUCCCAUCUUCCACGUCAUGGUCACAAGGGUUAAGGAUGAUUCAUACGGUGUGCUCUACAUUAAGUAUGCCACCUUGCUUUUGCAGCAGAUGACUUUGGAACUCGAUGAAGAUUUUGUUUUUGCUAUGCUCGACUUUGCUAAAGUUCCUGGCGCCUCGUGGUCAAUUGAACAAGAAGGCAAGCUCUGCGAUGAGAAUCUAGAUAUUCCUGAGCCAAGAUACGACGAAGUCACGCAAGACGUUUACUUCGAAUUGCUGCACUUGCAACCUAUGCAGGUGGAUAUCUCCUUUAUGCGAACAGAGCGGGUGAAUGCCGAAGACAAACUACAGCCAUCUAACCCGUUCAUGUUCUUUGUCAACGUUAUGACGAUGUCUAUUGGAAACGUCAAUGAUGCCCCAGUUAGGCUGAAUGCUCUCAUACUAGAAAACGCCCGAGUCUCGGUUCCUCUGCUCAUUACGAAUGUUAGGAAACAUUAUACGCAGGAAUUCCUUCGUCAAGUGCAUGUUGUCCUGGGAUCAGCGGACUUUUUAGGAAACCCGGUGGGCUUGUUCAACACUGUCAGCUCUGGUGUGGCAGAUAUUUUCUACGAACCAUAUCAAGGGUUAGUCACAGAUCGACCUCAAGACUUGGGUUACGGAAUUGCCAAAGGUGCCGGUAGCUUCGUUAAGAAGUCAGUGUUUGGAUUUUCGGACAGUAUGGCAAAGAUCACUGGAAGUAUGUCCAAGGGUCUUGCUGCUGCUACACUCGAUAAGGAAUUCCAAGACCAAAGACGGAUGUCAAAGGCACGUAACCGACCAAAGCAUGCUCUGUACGGUGUGACUUCUGGUGGCGAUGCAUUUGCUAGGAGUUUAGCUAGUGGAAUAGGUGGCCUUGCCCGCCACCCGCUACAGGGUGCAGAAAAGGGAGGCUUCGGGGGGUUCAUGAAAGGUGUUGGAGUAGGUAUGCUUGGGGCUGUUACGAAGCCGGCAAUCGGAGCGUUUGACCUUGCAUCCAAUCUCGCUGAGGGAGUGCGAAAUACUACUACGGUGUUUGAUGCAGAUGGUCUGGACCGUGUACGCCUCACUCGGUUUAUUGGCAUGGAUGGCAUCGUACGUCCUUACUCACAACGCGAGGCCCUCGGGCAAUUCUGGCUCAAGACUACAGACGAUGGCAAAUUCUUCAAGGAGGACUACAUUGCACAUCUUGAGCUGCCUGGUCGAGAUAUGAUUGUCCUGUUGACUUACGACCGUAUAAUGCUUGUGCGGUCUAACAAGCUUCGCUUUGAAUGGGAAAUCAAGCUCACCGACAUCCAAACAAUCUCCAAAGAACGAACCGGAAUGAGCAUCACACUUAAAGGCGGUGCAAAUGGGCCAUUCAUUCCCGUGCAAGAUGAAAGUGGACGAAAUUGGCUAUACAAACAAAUUGCUAUAGCGGUGAAUGCCUUUAAUGAGAAGUAUAAUGCAAAGGGUUGA